AUUCACUAUUUAGAAGCAAAGCAGGCAGAGUAGUUAACUCUCUGGAGCAAAUUUGACAGGAGAAUUUGAUACAUUUGAUGCGUUUUCCAGCAAUUUGGAAGAAAAGAAUCGAAUUUCAGAUUGAAAAAGAAUCAAAAUACAACAACGAUUGCCGCUGAAGAAUGCUUAAGGAUUCUUUAUUUAGGAUAAAAGAAAACGAAUUCUGUUUCUAGCCUGACCUAGAAAAGUAGAGGUGUUUGGGAAUGUUUUAAGAAGAAUUAUUGGCGCCUAGUAUUGAAAGUUGCGCUAGUUUUACGUCGAUUUUUUUCGUUCUAUUUGCUCUGUUAGGAAAAUAUGAACGUAUGAACUCAGGGAUUAUCGAUUAGCUUUUGUGUUUUUUACUACGCUAGUCUUCUCUCCUUUCGCCUAUUUCGGAUAAUUAAUGAUGAAAGCAUGUUUUACCAAUUGCUAAUUGCUCUAGCGUUUUAUUCGAAUAUACUAGGUGCAGAAGCUGACAACGGUCCGACAAUUAGCGAACCCCCCUUCGAUACUUAUGUAGGAAACGAUAAGGCGGCUAACCUACCCUGUGUUGUGGAAGGGGAGCAGGAAUCCACACAAACCAAGUAUAACAUAACUUGGUAUCACAACGGCAAGAAGGUGAUAUUCGGACCAAACAAGGAGAAAGAAGGACCUUUUCCGUUGCCAAAAGGUGGCCUAUUCUUCAUUGUCGUAAAACGAGACGAUUUAGGCAAAUACUAUUGCAACGUAACGGAUCCAAAGUCAAAGAAGUGGACUGUGUCUAAGGAAAUAACACUAGGAUUUGCAGACGAGAUAACGUUAUCGUCAUCGUCAACAUACAGAAAGACUGACGGCAUUGAUUAG
This is a messenger RNA of Dimorphilus gyrociliatus, 861 nucleotides long. Lineage: Eukaryota; Metazoa; Annelida; Polychaeta; Dinophilidae. The record is from the annotation of a GenBank genome assembly.